Cuscuta epithymum is the source of this 1694-nucleotide messenger RNA. The record is from the annotation of a GenBank genome assembly. Lineage: Eukaryota; Viridiplantae; Streptophyta; Magnoliopsida; Solanales; Convolvulaceae.
CUUCGCGUUCUCUGCUUCCUUUGACAGUCACGAAUAACAAACAGACCGUCGUUCUCCAACUUCUUACAAAAAGCCCUACAAAAAGUUUUGGUUCUGAAUUCUGAUGGUGGUAGGAUCAUCAGCUACGAAGCAAGGCCUGCCUUCAUUCGGAGCAUCUGCAGCUACCAGAAAUGCGAUCGGCAUCGACAUGGACAGGAGCUCCCCCGCUGCUUCUGUAGCGACGCCGAAUGAUGAAGCUCGGCAGUCUCACAACGCUGAGUCCGUUACGGAAGUGAAUUUAGGUUUCACAGAGAGAGCAAUUUCCGCUGCCGGAGCUUCCGUUCUCUCCGCAAUCCUCGUUAACCCUCUUGAUGUCGCCAAGACAAGGUUGCAAGCUCAGGCUGCUGGUGUCCCUUAUGAUGGUAUUGGUAGGAUGGAGUCUCAUGGAGCACAUACUAAAUGGGAUAUGAAAUGCAACUGCAGCACAAAUGCAAUUUUUGGCACUGAGCCUGCAUGCUCUUCAGAUUCUGCUCGGUACAAAGGGACUGUGGAUGUCCUCUCCAAAGUGAUACGCCAAGAAGGAUUUACUAGAUUGUGGAGAGGCACGAUUGCAAGUUUGGCGUUGGCAGUCCCUUCUGUACGUUCUUCUUCACAUAGGAUUGUUUUUGGUAUUUAUUGAGCCAUAAAGGUGGGGAUCUAUUUGCCUUUAUAUGACAUUUUCCGAAAUUCUCUUGAAGAGUAUGCUUUGCACAGUGCCCCAAUAGUUUCUCCAUAUAUACCCUUAGUUGCGGGUUCAUUGGCAAGGUCAAUAGCAUGUAUCACUUGCUACCCAGUUGAGCUUGCAAAAACGCGGAUGCAAGCUUUCAGGGAUACCCCAAAUACUGUGAAGCCCCCAGGAGUGUGGAAGACAUUGUUUGGGAUCAUUUCUUCUGUCCGAAGUGCGAAUGGGCAUCAACACUCAAUUCAAGUGUACCGGCCAUUGUGGACAGGACUGGGGGCACAACUUGCUCGGGAUGUCCCUUUCUCUGCAAUCUGCUGGUCAACUCUUGAGCCAACUAGGAGAAAAGUGCUGGGUGUGAUGAAUGAAGAAAGGAGUGGAGGCAGUAUAAUGGGCGCAAACUUCAGUGCCGGUUUCAUUGCAGGGAGCCUUGCUGCUGCUGCUACAUGUCCUUUAGAUGUGGCAAGGACCCGUAGGCAAAUAGAGAAUGAUCCUAAGAGAGUGCUGGAGAUGACAACUAGAAGAACAUUAAUUGAAAUCUGGAGGGAUGGGGGCAUGAGAGGAUUGUUCACAGGAGUUGGGCCAAGAGUUGCGCGAGCUGGGCCAUCAGUCGGAAUAGUUGUUUCCUUCUACGAGGUUGUGAAGUACACAUUGCAUAACAGGUAUAGAAACUACUGAAGUCGUCCCACAGAAGAGAGGAUGACUUUAGGGUGUAUAGAUUACUCAGCAGUAAGGGUAAAUUUGGCUGAUCUAAGCACCUCCUGUUUGGUGGGGGUUUUGCCCUCGUUCUACCCUGCCAUUUGUUUAUGUUCUUUAGUUAGUUCAGUAAGUUAAGAAGAAAAUGUUCAUUCAUUUGUACUUGGCAUUCAGGCAAGUGGAUGAAAUAAGGAAAGUUUUGUUAAAAGUUAUUUAUUAGACUGACAGUAUAAUGACUAUAAUCCCUCCGUUUGUUUUUACAUGCUCCAUUGGGGUUUUUCCAGAAUGAAAAAUUGGGGAA